AGCUUGACGGUAGUAGGUAAGGCAAUGACUUGGCACCCAAUUCACCAACUUCUUCUCAUUUCCCACUACAUAGGGUUCACAUGCCCAUGCCUUGUAUUGUAUCGCCCACACGCACGUCCUCAUCAGACGACGAAUCCAUCAUGGAGCUCGGGCAAGCUAUGGAGGAUCUCCCAACUCCGCUGCUGCUCUCCACCUUUGCAGUGUCCGUGGUCGUAUGCUACGUCCUCUUCAGCAGGAAGCGGGCGGGCAGGAAGACUGCGCCGCUGCCGCCCGGCCCGAGGGGCUGGCCUGUCCUAGGCAACCUGCCGCAGCUCGGCGGGAAGACGCACCAGACACUGCACGAGAUGACCACGGUGUACGGCCCGCUGCUGCGGCUGCGUUUCGGCAGCUCCGACGUGGUGGUGGCCGGGUCGGCGGCCAUGGCGGAGCAGUUCCUCCGCGUCCACGACGCUAACUUCAGCUGCCGCCCGCCCAACUCCGGCGGGGAGCACAUGGCGUACAACUACCAGGACGUCGUGUUCGCUCCCUACGGGCCCCGGUGGCGCGCGAUGCGGAAGGUGUGCGCCGUGAACCUCUUCUCCGCGCGCGCGCUCGACGACCUCCGCGCCGUCCGGGAACGGGAGGCCGCGCUCAUGGUGCGGUCGCUCCUGGGGCAAGGGAGCGACGCGCUGCCGGUGCCGCUCGGCAAGGCCGUGAACGUGUGCACGACAAACGUGAUCUCCCGAGCGGCCGUUGGGCGGCGGGUGUUCGCUGCCGCCGGCAGCGAGGGCGGCGCAAGGGAGUUCAAGGAGAUCGUGCUCGAGGUGAUGCAGGUGGGAGGGGUUCUCAACGUCGGGGACUUCGUGCCGGCGCUCCGGUGGUUGGACCCGCAGGGCGUGGUGGCCAAGAUGAAGAAGCUGCACCGCCGGUUCGACGACAUGAUGAACGGGAUCAUUGCUGAGAGGAAGGCCGGGGUGACGCCAGAUGGAGAGGAAGGCAAGGACCUGCUGGGCUUGCUGCUGCCGAUGGUGCACGAUGAGCGGCCCGUAGCCGGUGGCGAGGAGGAUGGGAUCACCGAAACCGAUGCCAAAGCACUUAUUUUGAACCUGUUCGUGGCGGGGACUGACACGACGUCGACGAUAGUGGAGUGGUCGCUGUCGGAGCUGAUCCGCCACCCGGACAUCCUCAGGCAGGCCCAGGAGGAGCUGGACGCCGUCGUGGGCCGCGGAAGGCUGGUCUCGGAGUCGGACCUCCCGCGCCUGACCUUCUUCAACGCGGUCAUCAAGGAGACGUUCCGGCUGCACCCCUCGACGCCGCUCUCGCUGCCGCGCAUGGCUGCCGAGGAGUGCGAGGUCGCCGGCUACCGCAUCCCGAAGGGCUCGGAGCUGCUGGUGAACGUGUGGGGCAUCGCCCGCGACCCAGCGCUGUGGCCUGACCCGCUGGCGUUCCGGCCUGCCCGGUUCCUCCCGGGCGGGUCGCACGCGGAUGUGGACGUCAAGGGGGGUGACUUUGGGCUCAUACCAUUCGGCGCGGGCCGGAGGAUAUGCGCAGGCCUCAGCUGGGGCUUGCGGAUGGUCACGCUCGCUAGCGCCACCCUGGUGCACGCGUUUCGCUGGGAGCUGCCGGCGGGCCAGACUGUGGACAAGUUGAAUAUGGAAGAGGCCUUCACCCUGCUGCUGCAGCGGGCCGUGCCGUUGAUGGUUCAUCCAGUGCCCAGGUUGCUGCCAUCAGCAUAUGAAAUUGCAUAAAUACUAAGCUCAAGUUAUCCAAAGUACGAUCCAGGCAUCUGGCCUCGGUACGUUGUGUCAAAUAAAUUGGGAAGCUAGCCCAUGUUUAUUGUUCACUUUGAGAAUGUACUCUAUCUGUUACUGUUAUGGUCGUAUAUAUCCGUAAUGAAAACCUUAUAGAUUGACACAU
This is a messenger RNA of Panicum virgatum (switchgrass), 1896 nucleotides long. RefSeq names its product flavonoid 3'-monooxygenase CYP75B4-like. The record is from RefSeq and is a predicted model, not a curated record. NCBI's taxonomy places the organism in Eukaryota, Viridiplantae, Streptophyta, Magnoliopsida, Poales, Poaceae. The transcript has 2 exons. Bases 81 to 1727 code for a protein of 548 amino acids. Gene Ontology annotation, molecular function: monooxygenase activity; heme binding; oxidoreductase activity, acting on paired donors, with incorporation or reduction of molecular oxygen.